Molecule: messenger RNA, 839 nt
Organism: Habropoda laboriosa
Lineage: Eukaryota; Metazoa; Arthropoda; Insecta; Hymenoptera; Apidae
Gene: RpS3A
Product: 40S ribosomal protein S3a
Exons: 5
Coding region: 7-798 (263 amino acids)
Biological process (GO): translation
Cellular component (GO): ribosome; cytosol
Molecular function (GO): structural constituent of ribosome
Source: RefSeq, a predicted model, not a curated record
UCAAGCAUGGCGGUGGGUAAAAAUAAGGGGCUUUCAAAAGGUGGUAAAAAGGGUGUAAAAAAGAAGAUUGUAGAUCCCUUCACUCGUAAAGAUUGGUACGAUGUUAAGGCACCAUCUAUGUUUACCAACCGUCAUGUUGGCAAAACAUUGGUCAACAGAACUCAAGGAACAAAAUUAUUGAAAUACCGAGUUUUUGAAGUCUCUUUAGCAGAUUUACAGAAUGAUGGAGAUGCAGAGAGAUCUUUCCGUAAAUUUAGAUUAAUUGCAGAGGAUGUUCAGCAUCGUAAUGUCUUGACCAAUUUCCAUGGCAUGGAUUUAACUACAGAUAAAUUGAGGUCCAUGGUCAAGAAAUGGCAAACUCUGAUAGAAGCUAAUGUUGAUGUAAAAACUACUGAUGGCUAUCUUCUCAGAGUUUUCUGCAUUGGUUUCACUAACAAAGAUCAACUGAGUACCAGGAAAACAUGUUAUGCUCAACAUGCACAGGUCAAGAAAAUCAGACAGAAGAUGGUAGAUACGAUCACAAAUGACGUUACAAAAAGUGACUUGAAGGGUGUGGUUAGUAAACUCUUGCCAGAUGCCACCGCCAAAGACAUUGAGAAAGCCUCCCAAGGAAUUUACCCACUUCAUGAUGUUUAUAUUCGUAAAGUUAAAGUAUUAAAGAAGCCGCGUUUCGAAUUGAGCAAAUUAUUGGACCUCCACGGCGAUGGUGCGGGUAGUAAAAGCGAAGAAGUAGGUGAAAGUGGGUCGAAGGUCGACAGACCAGAAGGCUACGAACCACCUGUGCAGGAAUCCGUUUAAGGGAGUAAUUCUCUUUCAAUAUUUCGUAUAAAUACACGUUC